Molecule: messenger RNA, 5340 nt
Organism: Trifolium pratense (red clover)
Lineage: Eukaryota; Viridiplantae; Streptophyta; Magnoliopsida; Fabales; Fabaceae
Product: putative disease resistance protein RGA1
Exons: 7
Coding region: 124-3195 (1023 amino acids)
Biological process (GO): defense response to other organism
Molecular function (GO): ADP binding
Source: RefSeq, a predicted model, not a curated record
UUAUUGAACUGGUGGCUUCGUAGCUAUUUGCUACCAUUGUAUUCACCUCACAUUUCUUCAGUUUACUACUCCUUCAAUCUAAACCAAUUUCUCAUCUUUUCAACUCUUUCUUUUUCUGAAAAAAUGGCAGAGGCUUUACUUGAAGUUGCGAUUGAGAAUUUGAUGUCUCUGCUACAAAAUGAAUUUUCAACCAUUUCAGGAAUCAAUUCAAAGGCUCAAAAGCUAUCAACCAACUUAGAUCUGAUCAGGGCUGUUCUUGAAGAUGCUGAGAAGAAACAAGUGACUGACCGCUCUAUUAAGGUAUGGCUACAACAACUCAAAGAUGCUGUAUAUGUGCUUGAUGAUAUCCUUGAUGAGUGUUCCAUUCAAUCCAAUCGACUUAAGGGCUUAUCCUCGUUCAAACCUAAGAACAUCAUGUUUCGCCGUGACAUUGGUAAAAGGUUGAAUGAUAUUACAAGGAGAUUUGAUGAUAUUGCAGAGAGUAAGAAUAAGUUUCUUUUACGAGAAGGUGUCACUAUUACAAAAAGCUCAAAUGAAGUGGCUGAGUGGCGCCAAACCAGCUCCUUUAUUGCUGAACCAAAAGUGUAUGGACGAGACGAUGACAAAGAGAAUAUUGUCCAGUUUCUUCUCACCCAAGCAAGGGAUUGUGAAUUCCUUUCCGUCCAUCCCAUAGUUGGGUUGGGCGGUGUUGGUAAAACAACUCUUGCUCAAUUAGUCUACAAUGAUCACAGGCUGAAAAGCAAUAUUUUUCAUACAAAAAUUUGGGUUUGUGUUUCUGAAGAUUUCUCGGUCAAGAGGAUUCUAUGUUCCAUUAUAGAAUCUAUCACAAAUGAGAAGUGUGAUGCCUUGGAUUUAGAUGUAAUACAAAGAAAGGGGCGAGAACUAUUGCAAGACAAAAGAUAUUUGCUAGUUUUAGAUGACGUGUGGAACACAAAUCAAGAACUAGAAUUUGGAUUAAACCAAGAGAAAUGGAACAAGUUGAAAUCAGUAUUGUCCUGUGGAUCCAAAGGAAGUUGUUGUUUAGUUUCCACUCGUGAUGAGGUUGUUGCAUCAAUUAUGGGAACAUGUCACACUCAUCAUUUGUCUGGUCUCUCUGAAAAUGAAUGUUGGUUGUUAUUCAAACAAUAUGCAUUUGGACAUGAUAGAGAAGAACAAGUAGAGCUUGUGGAAAUAGGCAAGGAGAUAGCAAAAAAGUGUGGGGGAUUGCCUCUUGCUGCACAAGCAUUGGGAGGCCUAAUGCGCUCAAGGAGUGGAGAAAAGGAAUGGCUUGAAAUUAAAGAGAGCAGACUUUGGGAUUCACUUAACGACAACUAUAUUUUGCCGGCGUUGAGGUUGAGCUACUUUUAUUUAACGCCGAUCUUAAAGCAAUGUUUCGCUUUUUGUGCUAUGUUUCCCAAAGAUACAAAAAUGUCAAAGGAAGAACUGAUUUUUCUUUGGAUGGCUAAUGGAUUUAUUUCAUCUAGAGAAAAUUUGGAGGUUGAAGAUGUUGGCAACAUGAUUUGGAAUGAACUGUGCCAAAAAUCGUUCUUUCAAGACAUUGACAUGGAUGGAGAUUAUGGAGACAUUUCUUUCAAGAUGCAUGAUCUUGUCCAUGAUCUUGCUCAAUCAAUAAUGGGGCAAGAAUGUUUGUCUUUGGAAAAUGGUAACAUCACUAGUUUGUCAAAAAGUACACACCACAUAAGUUUUCAAUCCUGGAACUUGUUUUCAAUUGAUGAGGGUGCCUUCAAAAAAGUUGAAUCUUUGCGAACUUUGUUUCAGUUGAAGCGAUAUAGUGGAAACAAAUAUCAUUACUUCCCAACAAAUCGUUUUCUUCGAGUUUUAAGCACAUCCUUUAUCAAUGUUGUGCCAUCACUAGGGAGUUUAAUUCAUUUAAGGUAUUUGGAACUUAGUCACCUUGACAUAGAAUCGUUACCUGACUCUAUUUACAACUUACAAAAAUUGGAAAUCUUGAAAAUAAAAUUUUGUGAUAAACUGAGUUGUCUUCCAAAACGCUUGGCUUGCUUACAAAAUCUUAGACAUCUAGUUAUUAAAAGUUGUUUGUCUCUGUCUCGCUUGUUUCCAAACAUUGGAAAAAUAUCUUGCCUAAGAACAUUAAAUUUCUACAUUGUUAGUUUAGAGAAAGGUAAUAGCUUGGCAGAGUUACGUGAUCUAAACCUAGGUGGAGAACUGGGUAUCAUAGGCUUAAAUAAUGUUGGCAGUUUAUCUGAAGCUCAAGAAGCCAAUUUGAUGUAUAAAAAAGACCUCCAAAAAUUAUUGUUGUCAUGGUACAGAAGAAGAGAUGAAUAUACAGAGCCCCCCCCUACUAUUAAUGCUGAGCAAGUACUUGAAGGGCUUCAACCUCACUCAAAUCUCAAGAGUUUGGGAAUAGGUGACUAUGAAGGAUUAUUGUUACCAAGUUGGAUAAGUAUUCUUAGUAAUUUAGUUUCUCUUAAACUUUUUGAUUGCAAGAAAUGUGUGCGGCUUCCAUCAUUUGGUAGACUACAAUCUCUAAAAAGAUUGGUAUUAAGCAAUAUGGUUAAUCUAAAAUACUUGGAUGAUGAAUGUCAAGAUGGUAUGGAGGUGGGGAUUUUUCCAUCUCUGGAGGAACUCUAUUUAUGGGACUUACCAAACAUAGAGGGGUUAUUGAAAGUGGAAAGAGGGGAGAUGUUUCCUUGUCUUUCUGAAUUGAGAAUCGAACAUUGCCCUAAACUUUCUGCACUGCCGUGUCUUCCAUCUGUUAAAGAACUCUCUGUAUGGGGAUGUAAUAAUGAGGAGUUACUGAGGUCAAUCUCUAACUUCUGUGGUCUUAUCUUCCUUCAUCUCGAUGGCUGCAUUGAAGACGGUGAAGGAAUAACAUCCUUCCCAGAGGGGAUGUUCACAAACCUUACUUUUCUUCAGAAACUGCAAAUAUUACGUUUCCCAAAAUUGAAGGAGUUACCAAAUGAACACUUUAACCUAGCUUUAGAGCAUCUCUCUAUCUCUAACUGUGAUGAGCUUGAGUCUUUACCAGAGCUAAUUUGGGAAAGUCUACAAUCCCUUCGAUCUCUAAAGAUUAAGAAUUGUAAAGGAUUGCGAUGCUUGCCGGACGGUAUUCGAAACCUCACUUCUCUUGAGAGUUUGGAUAUUCAAGAAUGCCCAACAUUAAAGGAACGAUGCAAGGAGGGAACAGGGGAGGACUGGGACAAGAUAGCACACAUUCCGAAUCGAAUUUUUUAAUCUGUUAGGGAGUCACAAUUUGUUAAUAAUUUCAACAGUAAUGAAGAAGCAGAGAUGUUGUUGGCUUUUGUUGAAUUCAUCGGAACCCUUUCCCGAGAAUGAGUACACGGAAUAUACAAAUCAAUGAGGUAGAGCAUGUGACACGGGAAUCAAAGUUUUAUUGACAUGAAAAGAACUUGAUGAUGAAGGCUAAGCUUCCAGAUGCACGGCCAUUUAUUCACUUAAAGUACAUUGAAAUGUCAAUCGAACAAAUUCUGCUCCAGUUGUUGUUGCAUAAAGUUGUUAGAUGUGAGAAUAGUUUGAGUUGAUUAUCUUAUUCCAAUUUGAACCAUUGGUUGAAGAAUGUGAGAAGAGGAAUCACACAAUUGUGAUAUACUCUCAAUACUGUGUUGAUUUUCUAGCUUUUGUUGAAAUUGUCGGAACUCUUUCCGAAGAAUGAACAGCGGGGAACAUGAAAAAUCUUUUUCUGGUCAACCUUUGGGGAAAUAUAAAAAUAAAUGCCAGAUAUUUUGUGGAACAUAUGGUAUGGAUGCUGCGGACCUCUGCAAGAAAAUCCUAAAUCUCUAUUACAGAAGGCAGUUGAUUGAUCAAGUUAGUGAGAACUACUUGCUAGAAAGAAAGAUCCGUUUGCAAUUUUCUUCUGCAGUGGAAGAUCUUAUGAUUUCUGAUCUUCCCCAAUCCCCAUUAGUUGAAGUCACUACAGCAGAAAGUAUAUUAGAGAGUGUGCACGUAUCCCUUGGAGAACUCCAUUCAAGAAUCAAAUAUGUCCAGAAACAUGUAAUUCCAACUAUACCAAAUGUUGAAAGAGUUACAGCUUCUCCUGAGCCACAGCAACCACAGAGCACAGAGCCUGGUUGCUUCAGUCAAGAAUCACUCAGUUCUUGAAAUAUCUUUGAAGUGAGGGAAGCCAUGUACAUGUGAGCAAUAUUGUACAAAGUGGGGAACUACAUUCAUCCUCAGUGGAAGUUUUUAUGAUAUCUGGUCUUCCUUAUGAGUUGAUUGAGAACUUACAAAAGAUUGCGCUAUGCAAUCUUCAAUCUGACAAGUUUGAUGAUACUUACUGCAUUAAAGGCAUAUGCUUCUGUCAUGGAUUAAGUUGGAAGUUGGAAGUGAAAUAAGGUGUUUUUGCUUCUGUUAUCAAAAACAUGGAAGGAAAAUUGUUCCGCUUGCCUUGAUGCUGAAGAAAUCUACUUAGCUCAGAUUUGUGAUCAAGCUUUUUUCCUAUAGGUGGUUGAAGACGACGAGUGUUACUCUAGUUUUAAACUACCAUAGUUGGUGGUCUAAUCCUUUGUUAUGUUUGAGCCUUGUAUGAUUAUGAUUGUUGUAUUUCUUUCUUGGUCUCAUUCACUAGUACAGAAAACACUUUUUACAUCUGGCCAAAACCUCAUUUUACAUCUGACCACCGCGUUCAGUUUUGUUUCCGGGGAUAUUGAAAUCAGAUGUAAAACGUUUUGUCUAUAUAUUUGUUCCAUCUGUGGUUAUUGAAAUCAGAUGUAAACACUACUCCAUAUAGCCUUUUACAUCUGACAUAUGCUCGUCAGAUGUAAACUACUUGUGUAAUAUGUCAUAUUUGUACUAGUGAUUGUAAACUUUGGUAGUCUAUCUUGGCACACCUUGUGCUGAGGAGACUGUUUGUUAAUAUAUAUCUCAUUUUAGCUCUUUCAAAAAAAAAAUGUUAUUAUUCAGGUGUACCCAUGAUAUAGCACUCUUGGUCUUGUCUCUUAACUCUAGCAGUGUUUCCUCCCAUCUAAGUGUUGGCUUGCUCACUGCAUUCAGUACAAUAUCUCAAACAAAAUAUAAUAAUUUGUUUAUGAAUCUAAUACCAUGUCUAUUCAAAACAAUGCAAUGCUUUGAAGAAAAAAUAGUUAAUGGUUUUGAUGUAAAUGAACCUUUUGAUUGAGCAACAUGGUCUAUGUAAUUAAAUGAGUUCAUAUGGUCUGUGUAAUUUGGGAGUACAUACAGGGUACACUCCCAAAUUACACACACCAUAUGAAAUUUUAGCGAAAGGGUGCACUUGAGAUUAAUGUUUUAGUGUUGAUUGGCUUAGGGAUUAGUUAGUGCUACCAGUGUUUUGUAUUUAUAUUUAUAUGAUAUGAUAACCAUACAAAGGGAAUCACUUGACUAAAGAGAUUACAUCUGUUUCAU